Molecule: messenger RNA, 2787 nt
Organism: Cadophora gregata
Lineage: Eukaryota; Fungi; Ascomycota; Leotiomycetes; Helotiales; Ploettnerulaceae
Exons: 2
Coding region: 1-2787 (928 amino acids)
Biological process (GO): regulation of DNA-templated transcription
Cellular component (GO): Cdc73/Paf1 complex
Molecular function (GO): RNA polymerase II complex binding
Source: RefSeq, a predicted model, not a curated record
AUGGGAAAAGCAAGAGUGCUUUUCUCACUGGAAAAAUAUCCCGAGGCUUUGGCAGGAUACCAAGAAGUUCUUGCAAAGAUGCCUGAUUUCGUUGACCCAGAUCCCAGAAUUGGCAUUGGCUAUUGUCUCUGGGAAUUAGGAUUUAAAGAAGACGCCAGAGUAGCUUGGGAGAGAAGUCUUGAAAUUAAUCUCAAUUCCACAUUUGCAACUACUUUAAUCGGCCUCUAUUACAUCGACGCGAGUAGCAGGUUUCCUGUACAAAGUCCCGAGUUCAUCUCUCUCUACAAGAAAGCCAUAACGGAGUACAUACAGGAAUCCUUCAAGCUGGAUUCAAACCUGCCCCUUACUUGCGCAACAUUCGCCGACUACUUUCUAUUGAGGAAAUCUUUCUCUAAAGUUGAUUCCUUAGCUCAUAAGGCAAUUCAAUAUACAGAUCUCAAUACCAUUGCAAGCGAUGGCUGGUAUCUACUUGGGCGGAAAGAGCAUUACGCAGGCAGCCUCGACCGAGCAAGCGAUUGCUACCGUCGCGCAGAUGAUGCUCGGGGAGGGGCUAACAGUGGCUAUCUCGCUGCGAAGUUUGGCGCAGCCCAAUUAUUUGUCCUUCAGUAUGAUGUUGGAGAAGCCAAACUACGCUUGGAGAAGAUGGUUCACCAUCCUCGAAACUAUGCAGCCAAAAUCCUGCUGGGUACACUAUUUGCCGAGGAAGCUUUCGAAACUCAGUACACUCGUGGAGAAGAUAAGAGUGCACAGAGAGCGAUUCAACUUCUGGAAAGCGUCCGAGCUUCAUGGAAAGGCCCUAAGAGCACCCACAUGCCCGAUGCCACGGUGUUGUUGACUCUAGCCCGACUUUAUGAGACAGAAUAUCCAGACAAAGCUCUCCGGUGUCUUCUAGAGGUGGAAGAACUGGAAAUCGAUCGAAUUGCGGAAUCAGACGGUCACAUCGACGUGGAGAGUUCAGCAACCCAAGCCUCCCUUCAGAAUGCUCUUCGUCAUUUCAUCCCACCACAGCUGACAAACAAUAUUGGAUGCUUUCACUUCCAUGCCAAGAAUUACGAACUUGCUGGCGAAAUGUUCGAGGCAGCACUGCGAGCUUGCACGAGACUGGGAGAGCAGGAUGAUGAUGCCGGCACCGACAUAGAUGCUCUCGUUACAACAAUCGGCUUUAACCUGGGCCGAAGUUACGAGGCAAGAGACCUUAAAGACCGAGCUGUUGGUGUUUACGAGCAGCUGUUGAAUCAACACGACAACUACACCGAUGCCCUGACUCGACUUUCACACAUCAAAAUGUGCCAAUCUCCACAAGACAAAGGACCGCAGUCCGUUGCAAAGCUGUACGAAGGUAACUCGACAGAUCCCGAAGUACGUGCUUUAUACGGCUGGUACCUGGGCAAAGUGUACUCGAGGCGGAGACCAAGAAAUAUGGCCGAAGAUCCCGAGCUGCGCCAUUACAAGCACACCUUACAAAAUCACGACAAGCACGAUCGGUAUGCUCUAGUCGGCAUGGGUUCCCUUUACUUGCAGUCUGCUCGAGAAAUGCGACGUGGGACAGAUCAGGAGAAACAAAAGCGGAGUGCUAUGUAUAUCAAGUCUGUUGAGUUCUUUGAAAAAGUACUGCAGUUGGAUCCCCACAACGCCUAUGCUGCACAAGGCAUUGCUAUUGCGCUGAUUGAAGAUAAGAAAGAUCUUCGGAAUGCGUUACUCAUUCUCCAGAAGGUCCGAGAUACUAUCGAGGAUGCCUAUGUUUAUGUUAAUCUUGGCCACUUAUAUUGUGAGAUGAAGCAGUAUUCUAAGGCUAUUGAGAGCUAUGGGAUCGCAUUAUCGAAAGGAAACAAGAAUGAUCCCGAUAUACUGGCCUGUCUCGGUCGAGCAUGGCUGAACAAGGGAAAGGCUGAUCGCAACUUAAAUGCUUAUCAGAUGGCACUUGAAUGUUCACAGCAGGCUUUAAAUGCUUCUCCAGAAGAAGUCCACCUUAAGUUCAAUGUUGCGUUCGUCCAGAUUCAGCUCGCAACUGUGAUGUACUCUCUGAAUGAGACGCAGCGGUCGUUGCAGCAAGUUCAAAGUGUCGCCAAAGGUCUCGAGUUGGCAAUUGCGGCAUUAGACGAAGUCGUUGCCCAUCCACAAUGUCCAUAUCCCAAGGAUGAUGUCAAUCAGCGUGCCAAUAUGGCUCGCAACACGCUUCGAAAGCAACUUGAGAGAGCUGUUGCUAGCCAGCAGGAAUACGAAGAAAAGAAUAACGAGCAGCUUCGAGUCGCCAUGGAGAGACGUCAAGCUGAUUUGAGGCGCCGAGAAGAAGAGCGACUGGAAGCGCUGGAGAAAGAGCAUGAGAGGCUUGCGAGGAUCAGAAAAGAGAGAGAGGAGGCCGCGAUUCGUGACAGGAUGCUUGCUGAGGAGCGAGCUGCAGUUGACAUCACAGCGGAUGGCGAGACUGACAUACACGUCGAAAGGAAGCGCAAAGCACCCAAGACGAAAGGUGAAAAUAAGAAGCUAAGAAAUAGACCUGGGAAGAAGAAGGGAAAUGCAGACAGCGAAGAUGCGGAAGAUGAUGAGCCAAUGCCGAAGAAGAAGAAGCGACGGCUUGCGGGAAGAGAAUCAACCAAAUACAAAUCAGCUGAGUUCGUGGCUGACAGCGAUGAUGACGAUACCGUUCUGCAACAACAGAACGAAAUGGAAUUGGAGAACCAGGACAGUCUCUCUGAGGAUGGGAAUAUUGUUGGUGAGCUUGACUCGCACUUUGAAGAUCUGAGCGCCAAGACAAUUGAGGAUGGAGAGCCGAGAAGUAGAGAUUGA